Messenger RNA from Truncatella angustata, 1771 nucleotides. RefSeq names its product major facilitator superfamily domain-containing protein. The coding region runs from base 71 to 1717 and encodes 548 amino acids. The transcript is spliced from 6 exons. Lineage: Eukaryota; Fungi; Ascomycota; Sordariomycetes; Amphisphaeriales; Sporocadaceae. Gene Ontology annotation, molecular function: transmembrane transporter activity. The record is from RefSeq and is a predicted model, not a curated record. Gene Ontology annotation, biological process: transmembrane transport.
UAUCCUGAACGCUUGAGAACUCCUGCAAAUACUUGUGUGAUUAGCCCUACAUUACCAACAUCGAACAUUCAUGCAGGAAGCACCAAACACAAUGACGGAACCCGAACAAAAUAUUACUGAAUCCAGACAUCUCAAUGAAGUAAACCAUGUUGCUUCGACACUUGUUUCUUCAGAACCCCAUGGCGGCGCUGACAUAAAGUCGAGCCACAUAUUGCACCAGAAAGUCGUGUUAAUCCCGACGCCAAGCGGGGACCCCGAUGAUCCUCUGAAUUGGACACAAACCCGUAAAUAUGUCAUUCUUGCAGUACUAUCCGUCGCCACAUUUUCCGAAUUCACUGGCGCGCUCGCCGGCCAACUUGAGGUCGCACCACUCAGCAAGUCAUACCAUGUCGAGACAUCGGAGGUUGCGUACCAGAACUCAGCGGCCAACACCGGGAUGAUCAUUGGCAGCUUGAUUUUCUACCCUCUUUCCCAUGUUAUCGGCCGACCCUCUGCAAUAUUUUGGUCUAUGAUCGGCGUGACGCUCUCACAAAUCUGGGCCGCUCUCAUGACCAAAUCAGAUAACUACGAUGCUUACAUUAUAUCACGGGGCUUCGCGGGCUUCUUCGGAACAAUCGUAGGUGUACUGGGGCCACGAAUUUUAAUUGACCUGUUUUUCUUGCACCAGAGAGGUCGGGUAUAUACUAUCUUCUAUUUUUGGAUGGAUGUAGGAAAUGCGGUAGGGCCUUCAAUUUGCGCAUUUAUAGCCUCUGCAUCAAACUGGACAUGGGCAUUCUGGUGGGUGGCUAUUCUAUGUGGUGUAUCUGUACUAAGUAUCUGGUGCUUCCUGCCCGAUACAACUUGGGAUCGUCGAGAAGGAGCUAUUAAUCGGAAACCGAAACGGUCAUGGCUUAGGGAACGUGUCGAAACGUUCCUUCCCGGGACGAACGUUACAUCCAAAAAGCCUCCAGUGGAGAUAGUCAGACCUGCUGUCGUUCCUUUCAGAGUUGCUUUAACACCGGUGACCAUAUUGACAAGUCUAUUCUGUUUGUUGAACUUCGGCUUCUACGUUGGUAUGAACAGUGUGGCACCGGUGUGGCUUCAGAGGCCAGUGAAGUCGGGCGGCUAUGGCUUUACUGCCAACCAAAAUGCUUUGUUCCAAUUCUUUCAUUGGGUAGGAAUAGCUAUGGCUUUAUUGUAUGGUCAACUAGUCAGCGAUCACUUACCUCUUGCGCUGGCUGGCCGCUUCAACAAUGGAAAUUGGAAGCCUGAGUAUCGACUGCACGCGCUUUGGCUACCGGCUCUCAUUUGCAAUCCAAUCGGUCUUGGUAUCUUUGGCUAUGCACUCCAGAAUCAGCUUCCAUGGGGACUCCUUAGGUUUAGUCACAUCCUUGUCACGUUUGGUUCACUUUGUGUUACCCCCAUCACCGUCAACUACCUGUCCGAGUGUUUCACCAACAAUAUCGAGGAGACGGCGAUAGUAUUGAACGCUUUCAGAGUGGGAUUUGGCCUGUCACUUGUUUUCUACAUCAACCCCUGGGUAGCCAAGGUCGGCUUUGCUUGGGCGUAUGGCACUAUGGCUUUUAUCCAGGUUUUCUCGUGGCUAUUUCUCACUGUACUUAUGUUUAGAGGAUACCAGAUUAGACAGCUCAACCCUUUUGGAUUGGUUUCCACCGAGGAAGGAGAACAUGUCUUAGACAAGGAAAAGUCUGUCGCAUGUCGCAUAGAUAACAGUUGAUGAGAUGUUAAUAACAUUCCGUCGCUAAGCAACGCAAAAUAAAUAAAAUUUUGG